Molecule: messenger RNA, 6762 nt
Organism: Puntigrus tetrazona (Sumatra barb)
Lineage: Eukaryota; Metazoa; Chordata; Actinopteri; Cypriniformes; Cyprinidae
Gene: fstl4
Product: follistatin-like 4
Biological process (GO): multicellular organism development; cell differentiation; regulation of BMP signaling pathway
Molecular function (GO): protein binding
Source: RefSeq, a predicted model, not a curated record
CUGUGUGACGUCGCAGGCAGUGUGUGUGUGUGUGUGAGUGUGUGUGUGUGUGUGCGUGCGUGUGUGUGAGAAAGAGCGCAGUUGAUAUAGGGUGAGCUGGAACAGCGGGUCACUCUCAGUUGAAGGAUGGAGUGAGAUCGGGUGUGUUUCUCCGUUCGCCUGGACUGUGAGGGUCUGUGAGUCUCUGGACACCUAUAACGCGCGUUUCACGCAGCAUUUCUGUCUCCGCGCGGGAACACGACAGGCUGGCGCUGAUGGGCUGCUUGGGCGUCUGGACUUUGUCCGUCCUGCUCGGAUCUUCCCUAUGGCUGUCAUAUGGAGUCCGAGUCGGCGCUGGAUCCGGAACUACAGCAAAGGAGGAACUUCAGCAAUAUGGAGGAGCUGAAAAUAAAGUCAAGCAAAAUGGGGGUCCGUGCAGGAGGACGUACUGUGGCCGGGGUCGGGAGUGUGUGGUCAGGGAAGUCACGGGCCGGGCCGAGUGCGUGUGCCAGGAAAGCUGCCACACUUCGUUUGUGCCCGUGUGUGGCUCUGACGGACGUUUUUAUGAGAACCACUGUGAGCUUUACCGCACCGCUUGCCUGCAGCGGAGGAGAAUCUAUGUGGUCCACAGCAAAGACUGCUUUUUUAAAGGAGGCGCGUGCACCAUGGCGGAGUACAACAAGCUGAAGAGCAUGCUUCUGGACAUGCAGCCCAGGACCUCCACGGACGGCGCCCACGCGAGCGCCAUGGACCAGAGGAGGAUCCUGGUGGACACGAUGUUCAAGUAUAUAGACAGAAACCAGGGCGGCCGUCUGAGCAGCGAGGUUCUUUUACAGAUCUCCAUAAAGGAGCAUUUAGAAAACAUCUUAUUGGAGUGCACCAUGCAAGACCUCCUGCGUUCUGACGAUUACAACAACGACGGUCACCUGACCCUUCAGGAGCUCUACACGGCCUUCCAGGUCGUUCAGCUCAGUCUAGCCGAUGACAGGCGUCUGAGCGUCACAACGGUGACCGUCGGUCUGAGCGCUGUACUGUCCUGCGCCAUUCAGGGCACCCUGAGACCACCCAUCAUCUGGAAGAGGAACGGCAUCAUCCUCAACUUCCUGGACCUGGAGGAUAUAAACGACUUCGGCGAUGACGGCUCGCUCUACAUCACUAAAGUGACUACGAUUCACAUGGGGAACUACACCUGUCACGCAUACGGCUAUGAGGAGCUGUCCCAGACCCACGUGCUCCAGGUGAAUGUGCCUCCAGUAAUCCUGGUGUAUCCGGAGACUCAGGCCCAGGAACCCGGCGUCGCUGCCAGCCUGCGCUGCCAUGCAGAUGGUAUUCCAAACCCCAAACUCACCUGGCUGAAGAACGGCCUGGACCUGCAGCCGCACGGAUCCAAGCAGAUUUCACUUCUCGCUAACGGCAGUGAGCUCCACAUCGGAAGUGUGCGCUAUGAAGACACCGGGGCUUAUACCUGCAUCUCUAGAAACGAGGUUGGCGUGGAUGAAGACAUCUCAUCUCUGUUUGUGGAAGACUCGGCACGAAAGACACUGGCCAACAUUCUCUGGAGGGAAGAAGGACUCAGUGUAGGGAACAUGUUCUACGUUUUCUCCAGCGAAGGGAUCACCAUACUGCAGCCCGGCAACUGUGAGAUUCGCAGGCGCAUCCCGCGAACAGAGAGGAUUCUGGGUAGCUAUGAAGAACUGUGUCCCAGCAGCACGGGCGUCUCUUCACGGGAGUGUGUAUGGGCAUCGGCGGUCAGCGUGAGGGACAAGUAUGUGUACGUGUCUCAGCCGCUUCAGAACAGACUGCUGCUGAUCGACACACAGGCGCAGAGAGUCAUGCAGGCUGUGGACACAGACGCCAUGCCCGUUAAACUCUUCUACGACAAAUCUCACGAUCAGCUGUGGCUGUUGAGCUGGAGAGACCUGCUGAAGUCCCGCUCUACACUGCAGGUGAUCACUUCUGCCAGUGCAGUGGAGCAGCGUCAGAUCAUCCGUACUCCAUUUGAAGGAGUGGAGGACUUCUACAUCCCUCCCACCAACCUCAUUAUCACCCACGUAAGGUUUGGCUUUGUCUACUUAAAAUCGGAGCCCGCGGUGCAUAAAAUCGACCUUGAGACCCUCCGCCUCGUCAAGACCAUCAGUCUGAAGAACUACAGCUGUAUCCCGGCCAGCAUGGCCUACACUCAUUUAAGCGGCUACUAUUUUAUCGAGUGCCAAGUCGGGGCCCCGAGUUCACAGCUUCUCAUCGACAGUGUGAGCGAUGCAGUCGUCGGAGCCAAUCCCAACAUCAGCGGCCGACCGUUUGUGUCUCCAGACGGCCGCUUCGUGGUCUCUGUGGACAAGCGGCGCGGAAAGCUCCAGGUCCAGACGGUCUCCUUCAGCGGAGAGCUGCGGACCGGCCACGAAGCAGACGUCUCGUUUCCCCUCGCGGACUUGGAGUUUCAGCCGUCGUUCACGGAGGCCAACCAGUAUAUAAUCGUGGCUUCUUCGGCGCAGGGCUCCAAGCUGGUUUUCUCAGACCUGGCUUCAGGAAGAACGAAAGCCCUCGAGGACGUCAAGGAUCCUAUUCCGGCCAGCAGCUGGCCUUGGGGAGACGCCAACAGGGUGGUGGUCUCCAGCGGGGUGUUUGGACGCUACUUGGUCACGUCGUCGGCCGAGUCCCUGUUCGUUCUGGACGGCAAACAGAGCGGCCCUCACUGUGAGGUGUCAGAGGUCAAGAGAGGGAACACGGUGGUCUGGGUGGGCGAGGUAUGAGCGGCGUACCGCGGGCCGGUUCUGCAGAGGAUUGCGUCGGCCGACUGGGCCAAAGCUUGGGAAAACCUUUAAGGGAUGCGAACGGACUCGAUCCUAGUAGUGAGUUAAACGAACACACAUGCGGGUUUCUGUAUAGGUACACACACAUACACACACAUUCAACGACAAGAAACCUUAAACAACAAGGCAGCGAACGGAGACACCCUUCAGUGCAACAGUGAACUAAUUUGAUGAUUUUUUGCACUUCCUUGUUAGCAGAAAUAGCGUUAAGCAUCAGACAGGUUAGGUGAUGACUGAACUAUGCACAAUGCUUUUUAAAGUUUCUCUUUUUUUUCCUCUCUCAGUGUGUUCACUUGUUAUAUAUAGUCACUGCAGGAAAUGUGUCCGUCAGUGUCAUGUCCCAUUUUUGUCAAUGUAGAAAACUGUGUUGUUUGCCUCAUCCCAGUGUUUCUGAUCACACAGUUCAACAGCGUUUAUUUUACACUUCAUUAUAAUAAACGUGUUACAGUAAUGUUUUGCACCUUCCUUUUUGUAAUGAGGUGAGUACUUUCUGUCAUCCUCAAAGCUCUCUCUGUGUCUGCCUGUCUGUCUGUCUGUGUGUGUGUGUGUGUGUGUGUGUGUGUGUGUGUGUGUGAGCUAGACUUUGGUGAAACGGUUGCCUCCAAACGUUUGCUAAAGCUUUAGGGACAAAAAAUAGGACAAAUCCUUCAUUUCGUAUUUGUUUUUUAAUUCAGUGGGUCUUUUAGUGUGUCUGUGUGUGUGUGUGUCUGUGUGUGUGUGUGUGUGUGUGUGUGUGUGUGUGUGUGUGUGUGUGUGUGUGUUGGUCAGGUUUUGAUCAAAUGUCCAGGUUGUUUUAUUAACGUGUCUGUGAAGAGAGGUGACAGAGAUGGCAGAGAACACACCCUGUUUCUUUUCUAUAUUUUACAAAAGCACAUUGUUUUGUUGUUAUAAUGACUAUACACCAAUAAAAGUAGACACUUUCCAGUUUCAAACGAUACCUUAUUGUUUUCUGUUCGAUCCAAAAUUACUGAAAACUUUUAGUUAUUUUCGCACUCAUUGGUGCGGGCUUCGACCCCAAGGGAGUAAAAACAAUAAAAGUCAAUGGAAACACCAGCCAUGUUGAUCUUCUUUUGGAUUUUUUGUUUACUUAGGUUUGAUUAAACACAAAGACAAACUUAAGUUACAUUAAAGUAGUCCUACAUUCGUAAUUUGCAUUCAAACACCCAGCUAAAGGACAGAAUAGUAAAUAGAAAUGAAAAAGUACAUUCGUGCUAGAUCCACCCACCGAGCUUGAUAAAAACUCAUCUGGUGCAUCAGAUGUUUGAAAGGCAACAGAAAACAUUCAGCGCAUUCAACGCACAUGAACCGAAUUAGAGCACUGUUGCACUGAACACACUAUCAUCACUACUGAGACGACUGCAAGCACGGCUUCAAAUCGCCAUAUUUGAGACAAAAUGGCUAAAUUGGCGUUUCAAUGUGCUUUCAGGCUUAGUCAGAUAUGCAUGACUGCAAUAUAACUUUAGAAAGCCAGAUGGUUAGACCUCAAUGAACAUUAAACUGGACACAGACAUGAUCAAUUUAAGACCCAAACAAAUCUAAUUAAACUCAGAGGGCUAACAAUCGCUGAAUAAAUGUAAAGUAAUGUAAGUAAAAUUAACUAUUUGAGCUUGUGUCCUGGCUUUUGAAGGGAUAGUUCACCAAGAAAUUAAACUUUUUGUAAUAAAAUAUCCAAAAACCACUUGCAGUGUUAUAUAUUUUUUGCAGUUGUGUACGUACGUCAAAAGUUCUCUAGGAUUUGCAAAUUAAAAGAAAUUCCAGAUUCAAGCAAUGGCCCGUCAGUGGUUAUUGUUGACUGUUUCCGCCUCUGAACACUACAAGAACGCAUAUGGACAAAUGCAGAAGUGGUACUUAUUUAUCGUUUUACUUAUUUCAAUUAUCAUGUAUCGCGAUGGAAAUGGAAAAUCCCCCAAAAAACGUAAACUCACUGAGACAAGACCCACUGAAAUAAAAGUAAAAUACAUUUUUAAAAAAGCAUAUCAAGCAACACAAAAUAAAUCCUUCUGGCUUCUGAUAAUCUAUUGAGGUAUUGUGAAGAAAAAUGAUCCCUCUGUGCAAGAAACUGAACAUUACUUACAACAUUACCUGUAAUCCAGAGCCUCAGAGUAAAUCAAUACAACCCAUUUUCAGUCUCUUUCAAUACAAAGGUCUGUACUGCUCACUCACUCCAAAGGCGGAAUAACGUAACUACGUAGUUUGCGUAGCUAUGUAGUAACUUGUAGUUUAUUGCACAAAUGGAUUGUUUCGUUUUAUAACACCUCAAUAUAUCAACUGAUAUUCUGAAAGUGAGGGCAGCGGCUCGCUUGAAUUUCACGAAUCGCCAAGGAGCAUGGUUUCGGCUCAAAAUCUGAAGAAAGAAAGUCACCUACAUCUAAGUAAAUUAACAGCAAAUGUUCAUCUCUUAGUGAACUAUCCCUUUACGGACUAAGCCAGAAAGCUGGAUUUAGUCGCAGCCAUUAUAAGGCUCUUGUAACGGUACACUGAAAACGGCGUGAACGUUGUGUAUCCGAUUUUUUUGGAGGAAAUGAAUUAAACAGAGUAGACGUUUGUUGCAGGAGAAGUGAUCUGCAUUAAAAGUGGUUUCAACAUCACGUCGCAUAAAAUCUGCUCACAACUAAACUAGCUGCACACAUUUUGUACAGUCCUGCAUAUAAUAUGGGGUUCCUUUAAAAUGUCUGUAUUAUGUGUGUAUUAUUUGUUCGCGGUUCUUUUUAGCACUGAAAUGCCAGCCUGACUUUUGCCAACGAGGCAGAAACAAAGCAUCUUGUGCCUCAUUGAGUCACAUUUAAGUCCACAUCCAUUUGUCUUCAUUAUACUCUAUUGUCCCCAGACUGUUUCAGCCUGUUCUUGUCCUCGUCAUGUACAUUUGUUUUUUUCAGUGUGUUAUUAACUUGUUCAGCACCUCGCUCUCUGUUUAUGCGUGUCAUUAAAACCUUUAUCAAGUGUACUAGAAAUGCUGGCAGACCUGAGGCACAUAACGUGCUGCAGCCGUGUGCAGUUGCUAAUCAACGGGCCAAGAACCAAAGGCUUUAUUCGUUAACCGCAUUUUUGAAUGAACAAUAACACAGCUGUACGGCUUUUCCUUCUCAAGGUGAGCUGUCACGGUCUUGGUGUAUUUUGCUCCGACACACGCCUCUUGCUGGCUUUAGUUGCCUAAUUCUGUGCACGUGUGCGAUUUGUUUCUCCCGACGUACAUUGUGUAUGGUGAAUAAAACCUGUUCAAGUUUGUAAGUCAGCACCACUUAUUCUUUGGUUUUAGAGCACACAUUAAAUUCACGUAAAUACAAUACUACACACUCUUUCAAACGAUUGCAUUUAAAUCAUGACAAAAUGCCAAGGGCCUAAACUCUACGACGAGAAAUGAUUUAUUUACAUGUAUGUAUUUGUUCAUUUGAAAUAACAGUCUUUAGCUGUCUUCGCGCUGGUUAAUCUAUAUCUCUAUGCAACACGUUUUUCAGCAUUAAGGCAAUAACUGUUGAACUAUUGAUGUUUUGCAAUCGAGUACUGGCAGCAAUUGCUAUUUUUUGAUGACUGAUUGAUUGAUUUUUGUCUUUUCUCGUAGCGUAACUGACCGCACCAGCAAAGCUCUCAUCUAGUUCUCGGCUUGUCUCGUGGUCAAGCAGCACCAUGUUCUGUUCAUAUGUGCGCGUGUGUGUGUUAUGUUCAUUUGAUUUAAUAUGUCGUAGAACUGUGAAAUGUUACACCUUUCGGAAAGAUAGCGGCUUUACUUAAUUCACAGAUGUGCUUCAUGGGAUGUAGAACAAAGUUCGAAUUUCAUGGUCAGAAUUUUAGUAGACUAAGUAUCUGUUAACCUGUAACAAAUAAAAGAAAAAAAAAAACAGUUUCCUGAGAUCCGGAUACACCCAAGUGAUUUAUUAGCAUUGGUUGUAUAGAUACCUUCAUUGUAUGAUAUAAUAUAGUGUUGCCUGGGAUAUAUAUAUUUCUUCCAGUUUUACAAUAAAAGAUGAGACCAGAA